ACAAUAGGCAAGAGUUUGUUUCUUCAAUAAUUAUUGAAUUAGUUCGUUUGUGGCCUACAAUUCAGAUUAUUCAUGGAAGGCCACGUCAUUCUGCUAGCCAAGAAAAUUUUCAAGAAUCAAUUUAUGACUUAGAUGACUUGAUUUAUGAUUCUUUACCUGUGGUCGAGUCUUCAGUAGAUUUGAUUCAAGAUACUAUACUCAUAGUAGAAUCUUCAAGUCAAAAUUCAAGUUUGGAUCCAAAUUUGGAUAAUUUAAUUGAUAAUCAUAAUAAUAUGCCUAUCGAUUCUUCAUCCCAACACUCUACAUCUCAACCAUUACAAGAUUUAACAAACCAACCAUUAACAGGACAUCAGGAAUUACGAAGAUCUGCACAGCAAAAUUUAGAAGUUUACACAGCAAAAAUGGUCUCUGCAAUGGUUGCAAAAUCAAAGC
Dentiscutata heterogama is the source of this 432-nucleotide messenger RNA. The record is from the annotation of a GenBank genome assembly. NCBI's taxonomy places the organism in Eukaryota, Fungi, Glomeromycota, Glomeromycetes, Diversisporales, Gigasporaceae.